GCGUCGGUCUUCGUCGGACAGGUUGUUUCUUAUUUUUUCACCUCAAACAAAACGACCAAUUUUUCUAUUAAACACAUGUCUCAUGUUUAUUUUCUCAAAGAUACUCUCCUCAUUAUCGUUAAUUUAAAAAAAAAUUCUAAAAUUUUCUCAAAAGCGUCGAUUCUACAAGCAGUCAUCUCAUUCGCGUUAGAUACACAAUAAGGAAACAAUUCAAAAACUUUGAAAAUUGAGAGUGAAAAUCCAGAAUAAUGACUACGAUGGAAGUUCCACCGAUGAAUGGAUUUUCAAAAUCCAAUAAAAUUGGAAGAAGAAAUGCUGUUCCGAUCAUCCACACAAGAGGAACCCACUAUGAAAUUGGAUUUGAUAUCGGACGCACCUUCGCGAAGAUUAUUCAAGAUUACAUAUCCAAUUAUCGGCCUCUACAAGAAUCAUAUUUACACGUUUAUGAAACCUUAGAAGGCAAGAAGGUUUACAAUGAAACUUUGGCCUGUGUAAAAGAGCAAUUUCCCCAAUAUGUCAGGGAAAUCGAAGGAACUGCAGAUGGAGCCGAAGUCCCCUUCCAUGAGCUAUUCCUAAUGCACCUGGAUGAUAUUUUACCCAACGUCGUUGAAGGAACCCAGGGUCAGCAGCAGCCUGUAGGUUGCACCUCAAUAAUCUGUAACCAACCAGGCCAGGAAAUUUUGGGACAUAACGAAGAUGCCCUGAGUGAGACCUUGAACCACUGGUACCUGGUGGAUGCUCACGUUAUUGAACCUGGCUUAAGAGAAGAAAAAUUCACUUCUCUCAGCUAUGCUGGUUUCCUACCCGGUUACACAAUGGGUUACAAUCAUCAUGGACUCGUUUACAGUAUUAACACUCUCAGUGCAAAAACCCUUAGAUCUGCGAAAACUCCUCGUUAUUUUAUCACCCGAGCUCUUCUCGGAGUUGAAAACUUCGUCCAGGCUCAAUUAACUUUAAGAAAUAAGGGUUAUGGAGCAGCCGAAGGUUUUUCAGUGAACAUGACUUUCCUUCUCCAGGAUGGAGACAGGAUGUUUCAUAAUGCUGAAGUUGGACCAGCUGAACCUGAUUCAGAUCAAUCGCAACUUUGUAUCCUCACUGCCAGCCCAGGAGAAACUAUUAGUCACUGCAACAAGUAUUUACGGCUAAAGGUUCCCGAAGUAACAGGUGUGAUAAUAGAUAGUAGCGUUCAUAGAAUGGAAGCCAUUCAAAAACAUUCACCACCUAAAAAUCGCGAAGAUGUUAUUAACAUUCUGAGUGAUCAAACAGGCAACAAAUACAGAAUAUUUCAAGAAUUUGGAAAAGAAGAUUACGUAAAAACUAUUGCAGUUGGAAUUUUCGAUUGCAUCGAAAAAACGUGGUCACUUUACACAGACAAACCAAGCUGCAACGAUCCGAUUCUGGUGAUUCCACUCCAACUAAAUAACAACAACUACCUGACUUCUUCGAAACGACCGUAGAUUCAACAUUCGAAGAAGAUAAUAAGAAUUGCUAAUUUGAUUUUCAUUCUAAGUGAAACUUUGUGAAUAUACAAACUAAUCCAUCCUGCAAGUGUCUAUGUAAUUAUUAAAAUAUUGUAUACGAAUCACUGGAAAAUUGUAUUAAGUAUAAAAAAUAAAUAAAUUCGAAAUUAUUCAAA
Molecule: messenger RNA, 1636 nt
Organism: Belonocnema kinseyi
Lineage: Eukaryota; Metazoa; Arthropoda; Insecta; Hymenoptera; Cynipidae
Gene: tan
Exons: 8
Coding region: 249-1457 (402 amino acids)
Source: RefSeq, a predicted model, not a curated record